Danio aesculapii is the source of this 4135-nucleotide messenger RNA. RefSeq names its product tripartite motif-containing protein 16 (gene ftr05). NCBI's taxonomy places the organism in Eukaryota, Metazoa, Chordata, Actinopteri, Cypriniformes, Danionidae. The transcript has 6 exons. Bases 95 to 1810 code for a protein of 571 amino acids. The record is from RefSeq and is a predicted model, not a curated record. Gene Ontology annotation, molecular function: protein binding; zinc ion binding.
ACAACACAGGAAGCUAUUUCAGCUCCGCACUGAGAAGAAAACGAAACUUAAGCUUCCCUGUGUUUGUUUCUGUCUAUGAGAAAACUCAAGUGAAAUGGCAGAAGCCAGUAUUUCUGUGGCUCGGAAUCAGUUCAGUUGUUCAGUCUGUCUGGAUCUCCUAAAGGACCCAGUGACCAUCCCCUGUGGACACAGUUACUGUAUGAGCUGCAUUACUGACUGCUGGAAUCAAGAUGAGCAGAGGAGAGUUUACAGCUGCCCUCAGUGCAGACAGACCUUCACUCCAAGACCUGCUUUAGGUAAAAACACCAUGCUGGCUGAAGUGGUGGAGAAAGUGAAGAUGACAAAAGUCCAAAAACUUGAUCCUGCACCCAGUUAUGCUGGACCUGGAGAUGUGGAGUGUGAUGUUUGUACUGGAAUAAAAUAUAAAGCCAUCAAGUCUUGUCUGCUGUGUCUGGAAUCUUACUGUCAGACUCACUUUGAGCGUCAUGAGGCUUUUCGCACAGGUAAACGACACAAGAUAACUGAUGCCAGCGGACGAAUUCAGGAGAUGAUCUGCUCAAAACAUGAUAAACUGCUGGAGGUUUACUGUCGGACUGACCAGAAGAGUAUAUGCUUACUGUGUACAAUGGAUGAACAUAAAAAUCAUAACACUGUAUCUUCUUCAUCAGAGAGAACACGGAAACAGAAACAUUUGGGAAACAUGCAGAGAAAUCUGCAACAGACAAUCCAGGAGAGAGAGAAGAAGGUUCAAGAGCUGAAAGAGGCUGUGAAAACUCACAAGAGCUCUGCACAGACAGCAGUGGAGGACAGUGAGAGGAUCUUUACUGAACUCAUCCAGUCCAUUGAGAGAAGACGAUCUGAGGUCACACAGAUGAUCAGAGAUCGAGAAAAGACUGAAGUGAGUCGAGCUGAAGGACUCUUGAAGAAACUGGAGCAGGAGAUUGAAGAUCUGAAGAGGAGAAACACUGAGCUGGAGCAGCUUUCAUACACUGAUGAUCACAUACAUUUCCUACAGAGAUUUCAGUCUCUCUCUAAACCCUUGGAAUCUACAGAUGUGUUCAAUUUUGCUGUCAGUUCUGACUCCCCUUAUGAAGACGUGAGGAAAUCUGUCUUUCAAAUGAAAGAACAAAUGGAAGAGUUCUGCACAAGGAAGACAGAAAUCCUACAUAGUCAAGCAUCACAAAUCAGUAUUAUUUACCAGAUUGAACCCAAGACCAGGAAGGACUUCCUACAAUAUUUCCAGCAGCUCUCUCUGGAUCCAAACACAGCCCAUAAACACCUCCGUCUGUCUGAUGGCAACAGAGUGGCUACUAAUACUGACAAAGUCCAGCGGUAUCCUGAUCAUCCCGACAGAUUUGACAACUUCUCUGGGGUGUUGUGUAGAGAGAGUGUGAGCGGACGCUGUUACUGGGAGGUGGAGUGGAGACCGAAUGAGGGUGAUUAUGGGAUGGGUGUAGCACUCGCUUAUAAGAGCAUCAAGAGUUGGGCACCGAGAUGUAUUAGUGGAUUUGGAUGUAAUGAUCAUUCCUGGAGUUUGUUCUGCUCCAAGUCCCGUUACACAUUUAGGCACAAUGGCCAACAGAAGAAACUCUUUGUAUUUCCCAUCUCCUCUAGGAUAGGAGUGUAUGUGGAUUCCAAAGCAGGAAUUCUGUCCUUCUUCAGUGUCUCUGACACAACAAUGAGCCUCAUACAUAGAGUUCAGACAACAUUCAUUGAACCGCUCUAUCCUGGGUUUUGGGUUUAUAAGUCAAAGGUGAAUCUGCGUCAUGUUAAAACAUAUCACCCAGACGACGAUAAUUUUGACGAUUAGUAAAUCAUGCAUUCUUGUUUUCUAUUCAGUAUUAUAUUUAAACCACUGAAAUAGUAUGCUCAUCUCUUACGUCAUUAAUAAAAGAGAUCAAUCCAACAGUGUUUGUAUUAUAAGAGCGAGUCAGAGUGUAUGGUAAAAUAGUUGUAAUCUAGGGUUGUACGAUACUGGAAUUCGGUACCAAUCGAUACUGAAAUUUUAAUAACAUCCAUUUCCCACGAACAUUUGAGCACUGUUGAGCGCAUUCUUUAAUGCCGCUGAUUUGCCAUUGUGUUGACAUGCUCAACAGAAAUGGCUGUUGUUGUAAAAUGGGUGGGCCUUUAAGGGGCGGGGCUGCAGUUUGUGUGUGUGUCAAGCGGAGAGGGAGAGACUAAAAAAGAGGAGUGCUUUCUUUUCGCAAUGAGACUGUUUUGAGUGCUGUUUCCUCUUUGGUGACUGAUGUAGUUGUACCACACGGAGAAUAAUAAAUAGAUGGACCAAGUUACAUGUGUGCUCGUUCAUUCACCGACUGCAACGAAAAGAGAAGGGAGUUAACCCCAAAACCAAUAUUCUUCGGCCCUGGAGUAAUAAGUGAAUCUCCCUUGCUAUCUCUAACACCACAAAGAGACAGAGCAGUAAAGGUUAACACUGUGAUUGGAUGUGAAGGUAAUCAGUUCACCGAACUCACUGCUGUUUACUGAGUGUAAACAUAGAUAUAGAUACACUGGAAUGUUUCAAAAACACAAUUCAUCAGCGGAUCGCUCGUAUGUAAGCUUAUAUACAAACUAGCUGAUAGACAUGAUGCUCCAGUGUACUGUAUCUGUAUCUGUGGUUACUCUCAGUAAACAGCGGUGAGUUCGGUGAACUGAUGACCUUCACAGCCAAUCACAGUCAUGUGUUGAGCAUGGGCAAAUCAGAGCGGUUUAAAAAUGCUCUCAAAUGUUCACUGGAAAUGGACGUUUUCAAAAUUUCAGUAUCGAUUGGUACCGAAUUCCAGGAUUGUGACGACCCUAUUGUAAUCAUUACAGUUUUAUUUUAAAAUUGGUUUGGCGACAAGCGAUUGGUAUAUUUUCAAACUCUUAGUACAUAUAUUACAACAUCACAGGUGCCAUUUUAGUCAACAUUUCAGCAUAUUUUCAAGUGUGUUAGUACAAUACACAAUCACAAAAUAUCCUUGCACUACACAAAAUGUGUGUGUUUUAUCAACAAAAAUGUUUCAUUCACAGUAACUGCCAGAUACAGUAACUAUUACUAUCAAGCUUUUGAUUUGCAUCUUUUACCAUUCAGUUUACUACAUGUUUCUAUCAUUGAAUUUAAUCUUAAUGUUCAAGCAUUCAUUCAAUUUCUUUUUGGCUUAGUCCCUUUAUUAAUCAGGGGUUGCCGCAGCGGAAUGAACCACCAACUUAUCCAGCAUAGGUUUUACGCAGCAGAUGCCCUUCCAACUGCAACCCAACACUGGGAAACACCUAUACACUCUCGAUUACACACAAACACUACGGACAAUUUAGAUUAUUCAAUUCAUCUGUAAUGCAUGUCUUUGGACUAUGGGGGAAACCGGAGCACCCGGAUGAAAACCCACACGAACACAGAGAGAACAUGCAAACUCCACAUAGAAAUGCCAACUGACGCAGCCGGGGCUCUAACCAGCAACCUUUUUGCUGUGAGACGAUCGUGCUACCCACUGUGCCACCGCGAUGCCCAAUGUUCAAUUAUUCAUUCAUUUUCUUUUCGGCUUAGUCCCUGAAUUAAUCCGGGGUCACCACAGAGGAAUGAACCGCCAGCAUAUGUUUUAUGCAGCGGAUGCCCUUCCAGCUGCAACCCAUCACUGGGAAACACCUUUACACUCUCAUUCACACUACGGACAAUUUAGCCUACCCAAUUCACCUCUACCACAUGUCUUUUGGGCUGUGUGGGAAACCGGAGCACCGGGAGGAAACCCACGCGAUGUCCAUUAUGUCCAUUCAUUUCAACUUGUCAUAUUGUCUGAUAAUUUCUAAGUUACAAAUUGCUGCAAGAGUUUUCAGUCAAGAAAUAACAAUUACUGCUGUAAAUACUCUUUGCUUGUCUAUGUAAAUGACUUGAUGUGUCUUAGAUCACGUUUUGAUGUUAUAUAAAUCAUUUUUUUGUCAGUUUGUCUGAACAUAAGUGUAACAUUUUGCUGUGAUGGCUGUGUAUACAGGUUUACAAUACAGUUCAAUACAUGUUCAUUUGUAACCUCUACCAUGUUUUGUUUGCUACUGAAUAAACUGAAAUACUACAGUAUGUUGAAAAAAGAGACAAACAAAACUGUGGAAUUAAUUAUAUUGUAUUAGUACAUGUAACCACAAUAAAGUUCCACUAUGCACAGAA